UUCGUGCGGCGGACGUCCUUGUCCUGCGUCGAGUGUGCGCUGAGUGGACGCGUUGACAUUGUAUGCAGUACAAGAAAAUUCUUUUGCAAAUUAGCAAAGAAAUAUUUCAGCCAUUACUAAAUAAGUUGGUUGAAAGUUAAAGUGUACAGCAUUUGCAACAAAAAAAAAAUGUAAUUAAAAUACAAUGGAAAAAGGCUGCAUGAAAGGUUAAAAUUAGCAAAUAUAGAAAAAGUGAAAAUCACAGAGCAAAAAUUUAGGUCGCGAUGAAAUCCAAAAAAAAGGUUUAGGAAAUAAAGACUCACUAAACUAGCUACCACUCAAGUGCAUAAAAAAUAAUUGAAUAAUGAAAUGAAAUUACGCAAAUUAAGAAUCAACUAAAACUUAAAGCUACGGCAGACAACAUAAGCAGCAAAAACUAAUUUGCGUUAGGAAUUUCCGGUGUUAGCAGCAAAUGCCAACAUCACCAAAAGCAAAACUGCUAAGAAUUUAAGUUUCAACCAACAACAAACCUAAAUAACAACAAGAAUAACAACAAAAACUGGAUUGAUUGUGUAAGAGAGAUAGAGAGUGAUAGAGUAAGGAGAGCGACGGCAACAACAACAACAACAACAACAAAAGUCACGGUCGGAGCAUAGUUGAAAUUGUUGAAAAAUUAAAAGCAAACAAAUUAAUUAAAUACGAUAGCGAGGGUAGCGGUUAAUGGUGUGAAAAUAAAAGGCCUCGGAAAUUCAUUUCGUUUUCUUCGCACAAAAACGUACGAAAGUACGAAAUUAAGUAGUUAAAUAUUUUUUAAAUAAGAAGCUAGCUAGAGGCAAGUGAUGUGCAGUGCAAUAGAAAUACUUUUGUGAUAACAAUAAAAGACCGAAUAAAGUUAGCAGUACCGCAUCCUCGUUGCUUGCGCGUAAUCGAGUGAUCCGAAAAGUGAAAAGUAUAGCGCAGGCAUAGCCACUUAGUUGCUCGCAAACAAUUUUCACGCACGCGAUAGUCUAUUAAAAGAAAGCCGAUUCGAAUAGCCGAGUGUCCUGCUAAUUACGUACUUUCAAAUUUGUCACAAGACGCUACAACUAAGCUACAUACACCUCUUAUACGACAUACAUAUAUAAUUUCUAUAAACGCUCACAUCUCAAUCCGCUGAACGCACAAUUUUUAACGACGCUGUGCUGCUCGCUGGCACGUGAGCAGAGCUGAGCAAAACUCCAUUUCGUUGCGGCAACUAAACGGCGUGGCUCGACCUUGAGUAAAUAAAGAAUUCAACAGCACUUCCGUAGUACAGCGUCACAGAAAGCGCCGUGCUGAUAGUGGUGCAACAAUUGAAGGCAACUGCCUUCUCGAAGCCGGAAAGUUUGCUCAUUUGAACGCCGUGUGCUUCGAGUCUAAGGCUUUGAAAUUUAUGCCGUUGUGAUGACGCAAUGGAUUGCAGCCUCAAGUGGGCACUCUUCAAUACAAAGACGAGCGCACUCGCACCUAUCUGUGAGGCUGCAAAUAUCGCGACAACAAAACCAAAAUCUAGUGCUACAACAACAGCAACGGCCCUUACGGCUACGGCUGGAGCAAAAUCACAAAUCAACACAAUUAAAAUACGAGAAAGGCCAAAAAUUGCCAAAACUACGCAAAUAUCUCUACGGCUUUGGCACAUAUUGCAUAACUGGAAAAUAAGCUCAUUUAUCGCCACAAAAAUCACCACCACCACCAGCACAACCAAAGCUAGCAGAGGUGGUGUCACGAGCGCCUUGUUCUCGCAAAGACUUUGUGCCCACGGAUGCGUCAACAAAUCCAAUACACGCAUGCUGCGAAGGAGUAAGCAAAUUUAACGGCAUCCACCAGCUUCCAUCAGCGACUACACUUAGUCUGAGAGAGCGGAACACUAAAUACAUAUAAAGGCUCUAAAGGAAAAACAAUAACAAACGGACAAAAAACGGGUACAACGACAAAUGCUGUUUUAGAGGAAAUAUUUUAAGCGAAAAAAGGAGCAACCAAUCUAAAAAAAAAAAAAUGAAACAUUCGAAUAUUUUUAUACACAAAGACAUGAUGGAGUUUGGCUAAAAAGAUUUUGGUGCACCUAAAAUCGAAAUCAAGAAUAAAGAAGCUAUUACAAAAAAAUACAGAGGUAGAACAGAAAAACCAAACUUUACAUUACCACUACUAAGCUAUACUCUCGUCUACGUGCGAAUUCAAUUAAAUCUUUGUCACGAAUUGAUUCGCCGCCUUUGCCACGUCUCGUCUUGACUUAAUUAAAUCCAACUAAAUCAAUUUGACUCUGUUAGAGCUGCGACGGAUUUCACGCCAAUUGGAAAUUGAACAGCAACCAGCACCACCGACUUGAAUACCAAGAAAGCUAUAUACAUUGUCUCUCCAUAGCGACAUAAUCGUUGCAAGGAAUCUCAAACUCCGCGAUCCCACAAUUCGCGCUGACCCUGGUGAAUCAAGCCAACAAAAUAAAUUCCCCAACGAAGCAGACGUUUUCGCGCAAAUUGUGCCAAUCAAGGCGCAAUUGUUCAUUUGUGCAGUGGCCAUGGAGCCUCCUGGCGGCUUGCCGCCGGACAGAGACAGACAACUAGUGCUGCGCGCUCAGCAGCAGCAGCAGCAGCAACUGGUGCCUUUGGUGUCGCAAGUGAAGCCAACUCUAGCACUGAAUCUUCAGCAGCAGCAGCAGCAGCAAACGCACUCGACGGCCACCACAUCGCCGGCUGCGGUUGGUGCAGCUGCCACAGUGACUGCGACCGUUAGUGCGGCAUCGCUCAACACGACCAACGCACUUGUGCGCGCUCUCAGCGGCGAUGCUGUGUGUGUAACCGCAGCGGGCGGUAGUGGCGUGGUGCCAGCGAGCACCAGUCCUGCGCUAGCAACCGCAGCCAUAGCGAUAUCGGGCACCACUCAGGCGGCCACUGUGUUCAGCGGCAGCGCCGUGGGUGUACAGCACUAUCAUCAGCCACAUCAUACACCCAACCAUCCACAUCCUCCGCACACGCACCACUUGCCAGCGCAUCCGCUUCAACCGUAUGGCGUUCAGAACUCGUCGUCGACCUCGUCGCUGCUUGGCGGCAUCUCGAGCGGCAGCUGCAGCACUUCGAGCGGUGGACAGACCAUUGAAAAGCUGUCACGUCCGAUGGCAUUUGAUAAGAUGGAGACGAUCGUACGCGCCAUGCAGACGGACUAUGGAGAGAAUAAAAAAGCCGUGCCGGUGCGCAUGCAGAAGGGUUUCCUCAACAAUAUUCCAUCUGCCUUUAUGGGCUAUGAUCUUGUCGAGUGGCUGAUGGACCGUUUGCUUUGUGAGGAGUCUGAAGCAUUAAACAUAGCCAACCAACUUUGCUUGCAUGGCUAUUUCUUUCCCGUUCAUGACACCAAAUCACUCGCAGUCAAAGAUGACUCUUCACUAUAUCGCUUUCAGACACCAUACUAUUGGCCCUGGCAGCACAAGGCACCCGACAAUGUAGAGUAUGCCAUCUAUCUGACCAAGCGUUCACUGCGCAACAAACAACGCCACGCAUUGGAGGAGUACGAGGCUGAAGCCUUAGCAUCGCUGCACAAGAGUCUCAAAGGUAAAUGGGACUUCAUUUCAAUGCAGGCUGAGGAACAGACGCGGUUGGCUAAGGAGCGAAAGAAGGGUGACAAGAUUGUCAGUGACUCACAAGAACGCGCCUAUUGGCGUGUACACCGUCCACCGCCCGGCCAGUUUACUCCCCUGGAGCCAUGCCCCAUACCGUCACGUGAUCGUUUGGGCUCUAAGCCGAACAAGAAGAAGACUAUAGAAGAUGUGCAGCGGGAAGUGGACUAUCUUCGCAAGUCACUCAAUCGCACGCGCAUGAAGAUGUCUCAGGCUUGCGAAUCACUGGUCGCCUAUUCGGAGACAUUUGCCGAGUUUGACUUCUUUUUCCAGCCAGUAUUGCCGUCGAACCCAUGGGUUACGGAGGACACCACUUUUUGGCAGCUGAACAACAGUUUCGUCGAUGCACCCACGGAGAAACGUGUGAAACGUUGGGCGAUUUCAAUCGAGGAGCUGGUUUCCGAUCCCACUGGCCUGCAGGAGUUCACCAGCUUUCUGGAAAAGGAGUACUCGCACGAGAAUAUACGCUUCUGGAUUGCAGUUAACCGGUUGCGGCGUUCAGCGCACUCGCAGGUUGCGCGCAAGGUCAACGAAAUUUACGAAGAGUUUCUGAAGCCGGGCGCACCAUGCGAAAUCAACAUUGACGGCAAAACGAUGGAGAGUGUGCUGAAAGGUCUGAAAAAUCCCUCACGUUUUACUUUUGACUCUGCGUCCGAGCACAUCUACAUGCUGCUGCUAAAGAAGGACUGCUAUCCGCGCUUCAUACGCUCCGAUCACUACAAGCGUCUUCUGGAGUCUGGCGUGCAGCCGUUGCAAAACAAGAAGCGCUUCUUUAACUUCGGUGGCGUCGGUGCUGGCAAAAAGAAGAUGACUGCGGCGCUAUCCAGCCAACCGAAUCUUGGAAGCGUGACAGCUACAAAGAAUGCUGGCGGCGGUGGUGUGUGCUCUUCAAUGAUGCAAGCGCCGCCGCCCGGAAAUUUGGCACGACGGCGUGGCAGCGACCGCAGCCUCAGCGGGUCCGCACACGAGCUGGCUGUGAUUGGCGUAAAUAAGGACAUCACAUCCAAAGUGCCACAUUCGCACUCGCAAAGCAAUCUGAGUGAAAUUCCCUACAGUAGUGAAGCCAUUUACAGGGGGGACAUGCCGCAACUCCAAGUCACGGAUGUCGCAACGCAGGCUCCGCCGCUCGGAAAUCGCGACAGCCCAACGAGCAAUUUACGCUCCCAUCAAGAGACAUCCAAGGCGAAGCCCGCCCGACUAGAGACUACCGUCGAAACGUCCAGUAGUGCAGUGUGCCCUUGGGAAACUUCUGAUGAGCCACCCACAACACAAGCACCGACACUACUUCAGCCAUCCCAAGUUAAGUUGUCCGUGUGUCCGUGGGAGCAGGAGAGUGCGCCUGCCAUUACUAGUGGCAAAGUAGCCAAAUCGGUCACACAGCGUCUCACCAGCACGUCUUCGGAUAUCAGCGAGGUUUCGGAUCGCUUGCCACGCAAUUUGGGAAUACGUCAUCAGAACACCGUCGAUAGCGGCGAAGCGAGUAAGCGUCUCGUGCCGAACUUCAGCGAACAACGAAGAGCUUCGAUGUCCUUCACGCCAUCUCGUAUAGCAGAAUACCAAUAUGGACAGACGUGCAUAUCUGCGAAGACAUCGUCUACCCCAUCGCCCACCGUGGGCAGUCAAAGUGUUGUGGACGCCACGCUGCCAACGCCAACGCCGCCGCUGCUCACACAAAGUAUUGCCACCAUUGCCACGGCAACCGCCAUUAGCAGCUCCUCUGGCACUAUUUCGAAGGAUCCACCUUCCAUAUCGGAUGUGGAAAUCGAAGAGGAACUCAACAAGUUGGCGAUAUCGCAACGCAACAGCGAAUCGUCCGCCUCCGAAAUGUCAGCAUUGCCACCCCCGACUCCCACACCUCCACCCAUGACAAAGGUGACACCACCACCGCCAGAUGACAGCGUCCCCACUUAUUAUCAGCCGGCUGAGCUAGUCUCAUGUGAGAGCCCACACAGCGAUUUGUUGUGUGGCGCGGAAGAGAGCGGUGGAAGUGGCAACAGUGACAAUGGCAGCUUAAUUAUAUCCGAAUCCGAUGUAGCGGUGCCUGUGCAAGAGGUGCAAAUUGAGCUUAUAGAAAGUUUCGACGUUCAGGAAGAAAAGAGCCCGCAGUUGCCAAAACCAACAAUACAAGUUGAUCAGGAGGUGGAACCGUCAGCUGCAACUGACGUAGGUGCAGAAGCACCGACCGAAGCAGAGGCCUCCGAUAGCGAAACUCAAAAGACGCCCACACCAAGCCUUGGAAACUCCACGCAAGUAACGCCUGUAGCGGAGCAAACGCUUCCACCACUUUUCAACACUUCCGAAGUGCAGCCUGCGGCCCAAGCACACAUAACACAAAUGUUUGCGGAUGCAAUGCCAAUGGCCGUCUCAAUGAUACCGCCACCCCCACCGCCUAUCGGUCCGAUGGAGGAGGAAGAGCAACUGCGCAUGGAAGAGGAAAUCGCAGCCGCACAAGAGACCCAAGAAGAGCUGUCACCCACUACCGACGAGUACCAAGAAGGUCUGCAGUUCGACGGCGACGACAAGGAGGACUACGAUUAUGACAUCAUAGACACCGACACACAAGCUGGCUAUAUACCGCCCGCACCGACACCGGCACCGUCUAUGGCGCCACUAGCCGAAAUGGAUAUAGAUACGGUGGAUGACGAUGAGCCAUGCGAGGAGAUCGAGCCAAUGGUUGAAGUGGAAGAGCUGCCAAAAACACCAACAGCCGAAACAGUUAUGCCAGCGAUUGUCGAAACUAUAGUGCCAGUCAUCGCAGAGGAGGUAAAGAAACGGCGUAAGAAACGCAUCGUAGAUGGCAGAAAGCCACACUCCGUAGAUGAGAAAGAGAGGGCCAGCACAUCGGCGGCAGGUGGUGCGACGACAGAGGCCAGUGGUGGCACGAAUAACCAAGCUGACCGCAAUGCGGUGUGCCCCUGGGAGGAUGAAAACGUAACCACCAGCGAUGGCACAUUUGUAAAGACCUAUGCUACGCUCGGGUAUUUAUGAAUAAAGCAGAACCUCUUCAAAUCUAUAGUUACCAAAAUACUGAGAAAAAAGAAAAAUCAAAAGAAAUAACAUUUGUUUGCAUCGCAAAUUUACACACACACACACAUACUUAUAUACACGCACACACUCAACUAAGCACUCAUACAAGACUUGCGUAUAGAUAAAAAAAUAUAAGACAGUAGGAGUGAAGGUUUUACAUUGCCGUGCAGGGAAGCACAUUGCGACAACACCGUUCUAUUCGCGCAUAAAAUAUAUAUAUUCGCGAAUCUUAAACUUUUUCAGGAUAAUUUAUUUCAUAUAUGUAAAAUUUGGUGAUUUAUUUUCUUAGUUCGCAAUCACUGGAAUUCAAAAUGUGUACUUGCUUCUUGAUAUUUAGUAUAAACAGGCUAUAGAAGAGCGGGCGCUUUUGUUUUUGUUUUGCCCGCACAAAGCAAAGCUAUUGCCGCAGAUCGUUCUGCACAAAUUUAUUUUUCCCUGCAGGCAGAUAAAUCAAACACGCACACGCAUUCAUACGUAAUUACACUAGGAAUUGGAAAGAUCUUGAAAAACCACGUUGUGAAGAAGCAAACCAAUAUAUUAAUGAGAAAUAAAUAGCCGCUAAUUAAUGCCAUAAUAUUUAUAGACGUCUAACAUACACAUUUACAAAACACAAACCAACCAGCAAGCAACCAUAAAAAUGGGUAUCAAAUCUAACAGGAAAUAAAUAGAAAGUGGAAUGCAUUGCUUAACGUUAUAAGUACAUUUCGACGGCCGGGAUAGGCCGCUUUUGGACCUUGAUCUCUAAUAGCGCUUUCUUGAAAAAUUUUCUGAUAAAGGGCAAUUAAGAACCGGCUGCCUUAAUAGGUCGAUGUACGCUAACUUCUCCAAGCGAAUUGUUUAUUGCUGAUAAUUUUUUUUUGUUUAUUAAAAAGAGGUUAAAAGGACCUGAAAAAGGGAAAGAGCAAAUUCUGACACAAAUCAAAGCUUUUGUUGUAAUAUUUACCUCGCUUUUAUUAACAUGACUUGCAGCAAUGUGGUUACAUGAGUUUUGAUAGCUUGAGGGCAUUUUUUAGAAUCCACAGAAAACUUGAAGUCAAGGUGAUUUUGCCAUUGAAGUGCGAAUGAAAUAAUCACCAGCUGUUACAAGGCUUGAAAAUAUUUCUCGUUAAUUGCAGCGCUUUAAAGUAAGGUCGUCCAAUCUAACGAAUUUUAUGUUGUAUGCAUAACUUUUAAAAUCAAAAAACUCGUUAAACCGAUUGAUUUUUUUACUUGGAAAAUCGAACAUUUUAUUAUUUAAAUUUAUUAUUUUUAUUUUUUAACCACUGCCAAUUAAAUCAAAGUUAUUGGUGUCUUAAUGUUAACCAAAUUAUUUUAUGGAGAUAAAUAACGCAAAUUUAACUGCCAUUGGCUUAACCACGCCAGUUGAGAAGGGCUCAGGGUGUUCAAGACGCUCGCGCAAUGAAUAAAAUAGAAAAAAAGGGAAUCAAGUUUUGAAAACUGAAAAGAUGAUAAAUCAUGAAAUAAAAUUAGGGUAUUAAAACCGCCCUCUUUAUCAGAUUAUCUGGUAAUGUGGUUACAUUUUUAACUCAGUUUACAAAAACAAAAUACACUAAAGAAUUUUAAUUUUUAACCAGAUAACGUUAAAACCAGGCAGGUUUGAAUAACAUAAUUUCUUCAAUAUGAAAACUUUGUGUUCCUUGAAAUGAAGAAAAAAGAUGCGCCUCCUAUGAAAUGAAAGAGAAAAAAACUUUCUAUUCUGACCAAAAAGGAUUGAAACUACGGAAACUAUUAUUCUAAUGAAUCUGGGCGCUCAAACAAGAUCAGACGUUGACGAUAUUAAAACAUAAAUGAAAUCAUUUGAAGGUAUUUUGUUGGCUUCUAUUUGGUUCAAAACUUGGACCCAAAUUAUCUAUCGGAGUAACAUUUUUUUUGAGCCAGUGAUGCUACCACUGAUGUGGAAGCGCCAAUAUAAAGAGUUUGAUUGAAGGACAAAACGUUGGUUCCUUAGAUACAUUUCAAGAAGGACGGAG
Rhagoletis zephyria (snowberry fruit fly) is the source of this 8601-nucleotide messenger RNA. RefSeq lists its product as uncharacterized. Gene Ontology annotation, biological process: positive regulation of GTPase activity; G protein-coupled receptor signaling pathway; intracellular signal transduction. Gene Ontology annotation, molecular function: GTPase activator activity. Gene Ontology annotation, cellular component: neuron projection; cytoplasm; plasma membrane. The record is from RefSeq and is a predicted model, not a curated record. Lineage: Eukaryota; Metazoa; Arthropoda; Insecta; Diptera; Tephritidae.